Molecule: messenger RNA, 2088 nt
Organism: Pararge aegeria (speckled wood butterfly)
Lineage: Eukaryota; Metazoa; Arthropoda; Insecta; Lepidoptera; Nymphalidae
Gene: tup
Product: insulin gene enhancer protein ISL-1
Exons: 9
Coding region: 97-1287 (396 amino acids)
Biological process (GO): neuron fate specification; positive regulation of transcription by RNA polymerase II; axonogenesis
Cellular component (GO): nucleus
Molecular function (GO): cis-regulatory region sequence-specific DNA binding; DNA-binding transcription factor activity, RNA polymerase II-specific
Source: RefSeq, a predicted model, not a curated record
UUAUCGCUAACCCAUUCACUGCGCAAGACUUGUAUAACACGUGAUAGCUAUCGGGGAGCUGUGAAUAUCACGGGGCAGGUGUGAUCAUCAUCAGUGAUGGUGAUGGCCAGCGGUGGUGGCGGGCUGGUGCAAUCCCCGCCCGACAUGUUGCACCACCAUAACAUCAUGGACACAUCUUCUCAUGUCGAAAUGAUGCCUAAAAAGCUUCGGCUCUCCCUCUGCGUGGGGUGCGGUGGUCAGAUCCAUGACCAGUACAUCCUGCGCGUGGCACCCGACUUGGAGUGGCACGCGGCAUGCCUCAAGUGCCAGGAGUGCAGGCAGUUCCUGGACGAGUCCUGUACGUGUUUUGUACGGGACGGCAAGACGUAUUGUAAACGAGAUUAUACUAGGCUGUUCGGAACAAAAUGCGACAAGUGUGGAGCGUCCUUUAGCAAAAACGACUUCGUUAUGCGAGCGAAGACGAAAAUCUACCACAUCGACUGCUUUAGGUGCUGUGCCUGUGCUAGACAACUAAUACCUGGUGACGAAUUUGCGUUACGAGAAGGAGGUGCUUUAUAUUGUAGAGAAGAUCAUGACGUUUUAGAAAAAAGUGCAAACACGAGCGGCAGCAGUAGCGGCAAUGCAGAAAGCAAUAAUAACACAACACUUAGUAAUAACAAUUCACACCAUCCCCCCGAACUGGGUUCUAUGUCAGAUUCAGGCAGCGAGUCGGGUUCACACAAAAGCGGAAGAGCGCGAGCGGGUGCGGCUGCCGACGGGAAACCUACCAGAGUACGCACCGUGCUCAAUGAGAAACAGUUACACACUUUGAGAACUUGUUACGCAGCGAAUCCACGCCCCGAUGCCCUUAUGAAAGAACAAUUAGUAGAAAUGACUGGUCUUAGUCCAAGAGUCAUAAGGGUAUGGUUCCAAAACAAAAGGUGUAAGGAUAAAAAGAAAACAAUACAGUUGAAAAUGCAAAUGCAACAGGAAAAGGAAGGCCGGCGAUUGGGGUAUAUGUCCAUGGGCGUGCCGCUAGUGGCGGGAUCGCCGGUGCGGCACGAGGCAGGCGGGUCGCUGGCGUUGGAGGUGACGGCGUACCAGCCGCCGUGGAAGGCGCUGAGUGAUUUCGCUCUGCACGCCGACCUCGACCGCGCGCCGCACCACAGCGCCGCGUUCCAGCAGCUCGUCAACCAGAUGCAUGGCUACGACAUACCUUCCCUUCCCCCGCCCCGACCGGCUCACAGCGGUGAAGACAACUACGUGACCUACCUCGAAAGUGACGACAGCCUGCCCCCAUCACCCUAGUGUCGUCUUUCUUAACACCCUCGAACAGAGAGUGAUACAUACAGACUUUUCUUCUAACAAAUAAAGUUAUAUCAGGAUUAUCCAAACUAGCAAUUCUUUACGUAUAAUUAAUAUAAGGGACGUUUCAUACGACGAAUGUUUGCAGUGAUACAGUUGUAACUGAUAUAGUUAAUUAUCGUUCAAAUUGAAACAAUGUAAAGACAGAGAUAACUUAAGGUGUAAGUUAGUUUUUAUAAAGCUGAUCGUGUAGACUUUGCGCACACUGUUGGUCAAAUAAAAGAAGUAGACUUACUGUUCUAUAAAAAGAACAAUUCGACGAAUUUGCUUCAACGUUGUGUGUUGUUUCCAUAAUCGAUAAUGAGUUUCUAAUAAUUGGGAGAGUGAAAAUUCCCUUCUGAGAGUACAGUUUGCAAAAAUAGUCGCUGAAGAUAAAUUUAUUGCGCUCAUGCAAGUUUCUAAUAUAAAUCUACACAAUAGUCUAAUCUUCAUCUAAAAAGGACAGUUCUAAAACUAGAGCUUGCCUUUACCACAAGAAACAUUGUGCAAUAGGAUAGCACUACUUUAAGACACAUAAGAUCACCAUUAUUGUACUAGUAUUAACUGUAUCGCUACAAAUCAUCGCCAAGGGUAGUUAUUGUCUCUAAUUAAAAAAAAGUGAUAUGUGAUGCUCGAUUGCAUAAAGCACCCUCGAUAUCGCCUUACUUAUAAUAAAUAAUUUAUGUGUAAUAAGUAUUUCUAAAGUACUUAAGGUUUUCAAGUAUUAUUAAAAAAAAUAUGAAACUUGUUGUAUACUUUUUAAAU